AUGGCCAACGCAAUUUUAUCAUCCGAAAAUAAUUUGAGCUUUGCUUGUGAGUUUCAAAAUACGUGAAAUUUUAGAUACAAGAAUUUUUUGAUCUACAAAAUUUGGAAAACCCCAAAUUUUUGACCCUGAAAUCUACAGUAACUCAAAUAUUGAUGAGCUCAAGAAAAUCGCUCAAAAAAUGUCUUUGUUUUUUUAAAUGAUAAAUUACUGUACUCAAAAAUCCACGUAUUUUGAGAUCAAAUAAGCCUAGGGUUACUGUAGAUGUUUGUGCCUAAUGUUCAGAUUUUGUGGAUCAUUUUUUGUGCCAUAUCCUACGAUUUGUUCUGGACAUUUGAAAAUACACAUCUCCGAACAAACCUAUUGAUUCUUGUCAAAACCAAGAAUGCGCAUUUGACAAAAAGUUUGUUGGAAAAUGUGAGAUUCUCUUUCAACCGAUCACCGCAAGCAACGUUGAAUUUGUUCAGCAGUGAGUUAAAUGAAAAUAAAUUAUAUCGAAAUUUUGAAACGUAUUUUUUUUGGUGUUUAAAAAUUAGAGAAUUUGCGACGUUUUACGUUCAAAAAAUCGUAAAACUCUGAAAAAUUUUCUAAAAAAAAAUGAGCUGCAUCCUAAAAUCGAAGUAUCGGCAAAAAUUCUUCUAUAAAAACUACGAAUUUUUAAUUUUCGGAACAAUACAAAAUGCAAACUGACCAAAAAACCGCAAAUUUGAACCUGAUUGACCAGACAGAGGAGAAAUCGAGAAAAACUGAAAAAAAAACAUGUUUUGAAGCUGAAAUUUCAGAUUUUUGGCUACAAUUCCAGCUUUUCCCUGACCCAAAACCUUAAAUUUCAAAAUUUCAAGGUUUCGGGUCAGGAAAAAGCUGACAAAUUGUGAUUUUCACAAAUUUUCGAGAGAAAACCACCGUUUUUCUAGUUUUCGAGCUGAAAACCAUGAAUUUUAUCAUUUUCAGCUCAAAAACUACUGGUUUCUAUCAGAAAACAUCAAUUUUUCAUGAAAAAUUCAAAAUUUACCUUUCAACUCAAUCCUCCAUCUCCUUUCGAUCCAUCCAUCCAUUGUUUCGAGUAGUACCUGUCAAAAAAUCAAUUAACACUACGAAUUUUUAAUUUUCGGAACAAUACAAAAUGUAAACUGACCAAAAAAAAAGCAACCUGUGUUGUUGAGACGAAUUCCACAAUUGACACGAUGUUGUUCAAUGAGCAAAUCUGAAAAAAAGCAAUUUAUUUUUGGUAGGGUUCAUAAAUGCUCCCAAAAAAACUAAAAAAAAACAUAUUUUUGAGAUUUUUCGGUUCUCAAGUUUUGAAAAUCAACAAUUUGAAGGAAUUUUCCGAGAAAACUUGCCUAAAUCAAGAUCUUCUCAGCUAGAAAACCUUCCACAACGUUUUCAUCUCCUUUUCCAAGGUUUUCAUCUCCUCAAUUCUCAACAAGAUCCAUAAAUUUAGUGAUUUUUGAACUCCCAUCCAACAAAAUCGCGCAUUUUCAUUUUCCAGUGAAAACCUGUUUUUAAAUACAAAAUAAUAUUACUCCGCGAAUCAAAAGCGGUUGAAUUCAACAAAAACAACAUAUUUUUCAAAUAAAAAACUUUAUUCAACAAGGAAAACAACGAAAAACUAGCGAAGAAACAUUUCGAAAAUGAAAAAAAACAAAAAUAAAACUACGACACUCCGCUUGCCUGUUGUUUAUCGUAUUUCAACAGAGCGGCGGUUUCAAUUCGAUUUUUUUGCUCUUGAGAACCGAAAAAUCUCAAAAGGAUAGUUUUUUGUGAGCAUUUAUGAACCCUACCAAAAAUAAAUUGUUUUUUUUUCAGGUUUGCUCAUCGAACAACAUCGUGUCAAUUGUGGAAUUCGUCUCAACAACACAGGUUGCUCUUUUGGUCAGUUUACAUUUUGUAUUGUUCCAAAAAUUCAAAAUUCGUAGUGUUAAUUGAUUUUUUUGACAGGUACUACUUGAAACAAAGGAGGAUUCGGGAUGGAGAAUUGAGUUGGGAGGUAAAUUUUGAAUUUUUCAGGAAAAUGGUGGUUUUCUCUCGAAAAUCCCAGAAAAUCACAAUUUUCAGCUUUUCCCUGACGCGAAACCUUGAAAUUUCGAAAUUCAAGGUUUUGGGUGAGGGAAAAGCUGGAAUUGUAGCCAAAAAUCUGAAAUUUCACAUGUUUUUUUUUCAGUUUUUCUCGAUUUCUCCUCUGUCUGGUCAAUCAGGUUCAAAUUUGCGGUUUUUUGGUCAGUUUGCAUUUUGUAUUUAUCCAAAAAUUUAAAAUUCGUAGUUUUAUAGAAGAAUUUUUGCAAGUACUUUGAUUUUAGGAUGCAGCUCAUUUUUUUUAGAAAAUUUUUCAAUUUUUCAGAAUUUUACGAUUUAUUGAACGUAAAACGUCGCAAAUUCUCUAAUUUUUAAAAACCAAAAAAAAUACGUUUCAAAAUUUCGAUAUAAUUUAUUUUCAUUCAACUCACUGAUUCGGUCAUUCUUCCGAAUAAAUUCAAAGUUGCUUGCGGUGAACGGUUGAAAGAGAAUCUCACAUUCUCUAACAAAGUUUUUGUCAAAUGUGAAUUCUUGCUUUUGACAAGUACAACAGUAUUGUCAGUCCGAAAUUUUGUGACCGUUGGAAGAGAACCGAUUUGGCCUAGGAAACCAAAUGUUUCCUCUUUCAAUACAAAAGAUCAAAGCAGCCGCGAAGUCUACUGUAUUUUUGUUUUCUCUUCCACGGUUCAUAUUUUUUCGGAUUGUAGCACCAUAUUUCUGAUAUUUGAAAGUACGAUGAAUCGUCAAAAAAUCGAGAAAAAUACAACAAAACAAUUAAAAAUUUUAAAAAAAACACAUUUUUCCCUCCAAAAAUCAAAAAAAUCACGGACCCUUAUUUUUUUGGGACCCUUAUAUUGAGAUAGAGCCGAAAAUUUUUCAAUUUUUAGGAAUUUUACGAUUUUUUGAACGUAAAACUUGACAAAUUCUCUAAUUUUUUGAACACCAAAAAAAAUACGUUUCAAAAUUUCGAUAUAAUUUAUUUUCAUUUUAUAAACCAGUGUUGGUUUAAUUGUCAAUAAUAAAUCGAGCUGAAAAAUUGUAUAUUCAUAAAUAUCAAGAAUAUGAAAUAACUCAUUUCGAACUCACUUUCCCUGGGGUUUCUCCGGUUUUGGCGAAUUUUCUGAGAGAAAUGACGAGGCUGUUAGCCUAGGGCGGGCUUUUCUGUAGAGCUUUUUUCAGAAUACUGUACUUUAUGGAACGGGUUACUGUAGGUUUUUAAUUGGUAAAAUUUUUUUUGGCAAAAUUUCGAUUUCACGCCCGAAUCAAAAUUUUGAUUUGGGCGGGAAAGAAUUUUUUGAAGAAAAAACAUUUUUUUUUUUCGGAGGACUUUUACGCCUCUCUCAUUUUCUUUGAGGAGAUGAACACGUUAUGGAAGGUUUUCUAGCUGAGAAGAUCUUGAUUUAGGCAAGUUUUCUCGGAAAAUUCCUUCAAAUUGUUGAUUUUCAAAACUUAAGAACCGAAAAAUCUCAAAAAUAUUUUUUUUUUAGUUUUUUUGGGAGCAUUUAUGAACCCUACCAAAAAUAAAUUGUUUUUUUUCAGAUUUGCUCAUCGAACAACAUCGUGUCAAUUGUGGAAUUCGUUUCAAUAACACAGAUUGCUUUUUUGGUCAGUUUACAUUUUGUAUUGUUCCAAAAAUUUAAAAUUCGUAGUGUUAAUUGAUUUUUUUGACAGAUACUACUCGAAACAAUGAAUGGAUGGAUCGAAAGGAGGAUUCAGGAUGGAGGAUUGAGUUGAAAGGUAAAUUUUUCAAUUUUUCAGAAUUUUACGAUUUAUUGAAAGUAAAACGUCGCGAAUUCUCUAUUUUUUAAAAACCAAAAAAAUACGUUUCAAAAUUUUGAUAUAAUUUAUUUUCAUUUAACUCACUGCUACAAGAAUCAAUAGGUUUGUUCUUAAAUGUUGGUUUUCAAAAGUCCAGAACAACUCAUAAGAAAUCAACUAAAAAAAAGAUUAUGGUGGUUCGAAUUUGAUUGGGUUCAACUCACUGGAGCAUCUCUUUGGGCUUCCAGAAAAAAAUCGAGAAAAAUACAACAAAACAAUUGAAAAUUAAAAAAAAACACAUUUUUCCCUCCAAAAAUCAAAAAAAUCACGGACCCUUAUUUUUUUGGGACCCUUAUAUUGAGAUAGAGCCGAAAAUUUUUCAAUUUUUAGGAAUUUUACGAUUUAUUGAACGUAAAACGUCACAAUUUCUCUAA
Molecule: messenger RNA, 4202 nt
Organism: Caenorhabditis angaria
Lineage: Eukaryota; Metazoa; Nematoda; Chromadorea; Rhabditida; Rhabditidae
Source: the annotation of a GenBank genome assembly